This is a messenger RNA of Naegleria gruberi, 1259 nucleotides long. RefSeq lists its product as uncharacterized. Lineage: Eukaryota; Heterolobosea; Eutetramitea; Acrasida; Naegleriidae. The transcript has a single exon. Bases 24 to 1172 code for a protein of 382 amino acids. The record is from RefSeq and is a predicted model, not a curated record.
CAAUAAAAAAUAUUAACAACACAAUGAAUACAGGCAAGUGGCUCGUCCUCUCCUUGUUGUUUGUAGUUUUGUUGGCAUGCGCUUCCUUCGCCUCUGCUCAACAAGCUGAAACACAAGCUGUCAUCAAAACAACAGCAGCUCCAGCUGUCAAACCAACAACAACAGCUGUCAAACCAAAAGUUGUUGCUAAAAAGAAGAAAACUGCCAAGAAAUCAAAGAAGGCUCAAAAGAAGAAGGUAAAGAAAGCCAAGAAGGCCGCUAAGAAGGCAAAGAAGGCUAAAAAAUCAAAGAAAUCAUCAAAGAAGACUUGUGCUAGAGUUGUCAAGAGAUUUAGAAAGGCUUCCGGAAAAUUGAGAAAAGCUUUGAAGAAAUCCAAAAAGUCUGUAAAGAGACUCAGAUCCCGUGUUCAAAAGUUGAGACUCAGAUUGAAGAAGUGUGGAAAGUCUGUCAAGAAAGCUAAGAAGGCUGUCAAGAAGGCCAAAAAAGCUGCCAGAAAGACUAAGAGAUCCAAGAAAUCCAAGAAGGCAAAGAAAUCAAAGGCCAGAAAAUUGAGAAAAUUGAGAAGAUGUGCCAAGAAGGCUAAAUCCUUGAAGAAGAGAAAGGCCUGUAGAAAGGCAUUGAAGAGAGUUAGAAAGCUCAGAAAGUUGAGAAGAUGUGCCAAGAAGGCUAAAUCUUUAAAGAAGAGAAAGGCUUGUAGAAAGCUCUUGAGAAGAAUCAGAAAGCUCAGAAGAUUGAGAAGAUGUGCCAAGAAGGCCAAGACUUUGAAGAAGAGAAAUGCCUGUAAAGCUGCUUUGGCUAAACUCACCAAGAAGGUUAAGAAGGCCAAGAAGGCUGUCAAGAAGGCCUCUAAGAAAUCAAAGAAGUCAAAGAAGACUGCCAAGAAAUCAAAGAAGGUUGCCAAGAAAGUUGUUGCCAAGAAGCUCACUGUUGAACAAAAGAAGGUUGCUGUUGCCGAAGCUAUCAAGAAGGCUAUCAGAGCUGCUGCUAACAAGGUCAAACAAGCCAAGAAGAUUGCUGCCAAGAAGGUCACUAAAAAGACUGCCAAGAAGCAAACCAAGAAGACUGCUAAGAAGUCCAAGAAGGCUGCCAGAAAGACCAAGAAAUCAAAGAAGACCUCUAAGAAGCAAUGGAGAAAGUUGGUUAAGAGAUUGACCAAGCUCUACAAGUGCUAAAUUAUUGGCCAAUGUGUUAAAUUAUUAAUUUUUCCCUAACUGAACUAAAUGUAAUACAAUGCUAUUGAAAACAGACCUUGUUAGGAA